This is a messenger RNA of Cuculus canorus (common cuckoo), 2921 nucleotides long. RefSeq names its product glycerol-3-phosphate dehydrogenase 1-like protein. The transcript is spliced from 8 exons. Bases 164 to 1213 code for a protein of 349 amino acids. Gene Ontology annotation, cellular component: glycerol-3-phosphate dehydrogenase (FAD) complex; cytosol. Gene Ontology annotation, biological process: glycerol-3-phosphate catabolic process; carbohydrate metabolic process. Gene Ontology annotation, molecular function: protein homodimerization activity; glycerol-3-phosphate dehydrogenase [NAD(P)+] activity; NAD binding. Lineage: Eukaryota; Metazoa; Chordata; Aves; Cuculiformes; Cuculidae. The record is from RefSeq and is a predicted model, not a curated record.
CCGAGACCACCCAGGCCGAGUGGAGCCGAACGGACCCGAGCCGAGCCGAGCUCACCCGAGUCCACCCGAGCCCGGCCGAGCUCACCCGAGCGGACCCGAGCCGAGCCGCGCAGCCCCGUUGGGAACCGCUCCGGGAGCCGCGCCGGGGCGCGCAGCCCGCAGGAUGUCACCGCUCCGCGUCUGCAUCGUCGGCUCCGGGAACUGGGGAUCAGCAAUAGCAAGAAUCAUUGGCAAAAAUGUCCAGAAUUCCAACAGAUUUGAUCCUACUGUCAAGAUAUGGGUAUUUGAAGAGAACAUCAAUGGAAGAAAACUCUCAGAAAUAAUCAACCAGGAACAUGAAAAUGUUAAAUAUCUGCCUGGAUAUAAGAUACCCCAAAAUGUGGUGGCUGUACCAGACGUGGUUGAAGCAACAAACGGGGCAGACAUUUUAGUGUUUGUUCUGCCACAUCAGUUCAUUGGACGAAUCUGCGAGCAGAUCGCAGGCCAGAUAAAACCUGGGACUUUUGGGAUUUCCCUGAUCAAGGGGAUUGAUGAAGGUCCCGAUGGCCUGAAGCUCAUAUCUGACCUCAUUCGAGAGAAACUGAAAAUAGAAAUCAGUGUGCUUAUGGGAGCCAACAUAGCCAAAGAAGUGGCUGAUGAGCAGUUCUGUGAAACCACCAUUGGGUGCAAAAACAAAAACCAAGGGGAAAUCUUUAAAGAAUUAAUGCAGACCCCCAAUUUCAGGAUCACUGUGGUGCCUGACUCUGAUACAGUGGAGAUUUGUGGAGCCUUAAAAAACAUCGUAGCAGUGGGAGCUGGGUUCUGCGAUGGACUGAAAUUUGGCGAUAAUACCAAGGCGGCAGUUAUACGCUUGGGCCUUAUGGAAAUGGUGGCCUUUGCCAAGCUGUUCUGCAGGGGACCGGUAUCAAUAGCCACGUUCCUGGAAAGCUGCGGAGUCGCUGACCUAAUCACUACCUGCUACGGGGGACGCAACAGAAGAGUAGCAGAAGCCUUUGCUCGCACAGGAAAAUCCAUUGAGGAACUGGAAAAGGAGAUGCUGAAUGGACAAAAGCUGCAAGGUCCUCAGACCUCAGCCGAAGUCUACAAGAUUCUGAAACAGAAAAAUAUGCUCGAUAAGUUUCCAUUAUUUACAACCAUCUACAAGAUCUGCUAUGAGGGUCAGUCGAUCCAGGAGUUCAUCGCGUGCCUGCAGAACCACCCAGAGCACAUUUAGAGACCUGCUUUCCUCACCUGGUCUCAUUCUCAUCUUUCCAGGACUUCCGUACACUCCAGAGCAAAUAAAGCAGAGCACCACUUGCUGUAAAAGCAACAGAGAAUGUAUUUCAGUACCCUCAUUCUGGGGCUAAAAAUCUGCCUUUAAUUUCAACAUUAUAUCCAAGGAAAAGGAAAUGAAUGUACAAUUUAAGUGUAUUUGAUUUGAGUUAGUAGUGCAGGCAUUUGCCUAGAACUGCUUUCUUGUUGAUUGAAAACAGUUCUCCUCAUAAUUUCCAUAGCAAGAGCUCAUUCUAGCUCACACGAACCUCAACAUUUUGUCUACUAAUAUUGCUUAUAGACAGCACAAGAUGCAGAAAAAUUGAAGAACUCAUCCAAAUAGAACUAUUUGAGUAAAAAAAAAAAGUAAGAUACAGUCAUGUGGGCAAAUAUUGCAUUUCUAUAAUUCCCCUCAAACACAAAUAAUAUUUUGUGUUUUGGGACAUUGAUUUUGUUUCCCAGUGCAAACCUCUUUGGGAAAACAGGUGUUGUCACUGUGCUCAGACACAUCUGAAUGUUCAGCAGAUGUAUAAAUAAAACAGUGUAAGGGGCAGAGGAAGGAGAAAGGAGGGGGUUAGGGAGGAGGUUGAUUGUUUCAAAUGAGUAACAGUGAAAAACCCCUCUGUGAUACUUGACUUUUACACAAGCAUUAAAACGUCCGCUAUAGACGCACAGAAAUGCUGUAAAAAUGCAUUUGAGACCGGGUUGCAUUUUAACUGCACUAAACUCUGCUGGACUGACACCAAUGCAACCACCCGCAUCCUUCCAGACUGCAGGCUCAUGCCAUGAUCCUGAUGUACCUUCAGCAACGCAUCCGACACUCCGGAAGAGAGAUUUGUGUCUACAUCUGAAUUUUAAACACAGGUUCAUGUUGCACGUUUUCUAUUUUGCUGCCGAUGGCAUUCAUUUUAAAAACAUUCAAGUUUUUAAACCUUACAGCUGUACUUAAUAACUUUACCUACCUGGUGGUUUUCAGAGUUAAAGCCAUUUAUGAAGUGAUCUUUGGCACAUUUUAUAAGCUUUAAUACCCUUUUCAGAGACUCCUAUCUAGGGAGAAAGCAAACAAAAAGGAAGAGUAACCUACUUUUGCUCUGCUUUAUCCGAUUUUCCAAAAUAGCAGAGAGAAAGGCAAGGGGAUUUUUUAAUCUCACCAUAUAUUCUCUGACAUAUUGCUUGGAGGGGGGGAAAAGAAGAGCUAGAUUAUAAAAUCGUUUUCGCUCUGCGUUUUGGAGUAUUGUUGUUGUCUUUCGCAUUUAUCAGAGUAAUAUAUAUAUAUUAAAAAUAAUGUUUUACUUGUAAUUAUAAAUCUCUUGUAACAGUUUCAGUCGUACAGCUUGCCAAGCUGGCUCGGGUACCAGAAACAGUGGCCGUGGCAUCACUGAUCUUGCAGAGGUGGCGAGUCACGUCCUCCUGCUCCGAGGCCAGUCAUAGUCAGCAGCUCAGGCCUCCACAGGGCAACACCAAUAUUCCUUCUCCUGAAACGGGAAUCAUAUGGCCAAAUGCCUUAUGCAAAACAAGGAACUGCGAUCUUCCAUUUCAAGUAGAAGGAGACUUAAAUAGUGCAUAAUUUUUAAGUAUCAAAUACAGUGGAUAGAACAGAGAAUUCAGGAGCCUCCUUACUUCACUGGCAGGUGAAGCUUCUGAGAAGUCAUGUAUGAGCCAAUAACAGC